This is a messenger RNA of Talpa occidentalis (Iberian mole), 6983 nucleotides long. It is a transcript of the gene IGF1, whose product is annotated as insulin like growth factor 1. Lineage: Eukaryota; Metazoa; Chordata; Mammalia; Eulipotyphla; Talpidae. The record is from RefSeq and is a predicted model, not a curated record. Gene Ontology annotation, molecular function: hormone activity; growth factor activity. Gene Ontology annotation, cellular component: extracellular region. Bases 278 to 757 code for a protein of 159 amino acids. The transcript is spliced from 5 exons.
AGGGAGAGAGAGAGAAGGCAAAUGUUCCCCCAGCUGUUUCCUGUCUACAGUGUCUGUGUUUUGUAGAUAAAUGUGAGGAUUUUCUCUAAAUCCCUCUUCUGUUUGCUAAAUCUCACUGUCACUGCUAAAUUCAGAGCAGAUAGAGCCUGCGCAAUGGAAUAAAGUCCUCAAAAUUGAAAUGUGACAUUGCUCUCAACAUCUCCCAUCUCUCUGGAUUUCUUUUUGCCUCAUUAUUCCUGCUAACCAAUUCAUUUCCAGACUUUGCACUUCAGAAGCAAUGGGAAAAAUCAGCAGUCUUCCAACCCAAUUAUUUAAGUGCUGCUUUUGUGAUUUCUUGAAGGUCAAGAUGCACAGCGUGUCCUCCUCACACCUCUUCUACCUGGCCCUGUGCUUGCUCACCUUCACCAGCUCCGCCACGGCUGGACCGGAGACACUCUGCGGGGCUGAGCUGGUGGACGCUCUUCAGUUCGUGUGUGGAGACAGGGGCUUUUAUUUCAACAAGCCCACGGGGUACGGGUCCAGCAGUCGGAGGACGCCCCAGACAGGCAUCGUGGAUGAGUGCUGCUUCCGGAGCUGUGACCUGAGAAGGCUGGAGAUGUACUGCGCACCCCUCAAACCUGCCAAGGCGGCCCGCUCCGUCCGUGCCCAGCGUCACACCGACAUGCCCAAGGCUCAGAAGUAUCAGCCCCCAUCCACCAACAAGAAAACGAAGUCUCAGAGGAGAAGGAAAGGAAGUGCAUUUGAAGAACGCAAGUAGAGGGAGUGCAGGAAACAAGACCUACAGAAUGUAGGAAGACCUUUCUGAAGAGUGAAGAAUGACAUGCCACCGGCAGGACCCUUUGCUCUGCACGAGUUACCUGUUAAACACCAGAAGACCUACCAAAAAAUAAGAUUGAUAACAUUUCAAAAGAAAGAUGGGCAUUCCCCCCAAUGAAAUACGCAAGUAAACAUUCCAACCUUGUCUUUAGGAGUGAUUGUUAAAAGUUUUGCACCUUGCAAAAAUGGUCCUGGAGUUGGUAGAUUGCUGUUGAUCCUUUAUCAAUAAUGUUCUAUAGAGAAAAAAAUAUACAUAUGUAUAUAGAUAUAGGCAUCUAUAUACAUAUAUAUGUAUUAGUCCCUGCCUCUCAAAAGCCACAAAUGCAUGGGUAUUGUAGAGAUCCAGUUGCACUAAAUUUGUCUCUGAAUCUUGCCUGCUGGAGCCAUUCAUUCAGCAGCCUUGUAUGAGUGGUUUGUUAAUUUUUUUAUUUGCACUUCCUUCUACACAAUACAGGCUAUUGUUUAACAGUGUCUGAUAACCUUGUUUAUCUCUCCCACCACUGCCAUCCUCUCUCACCUCCAUCACUUUUAUAUUUGCCAAAUUUGGCCUCCUCCAUAGCAGUGGCAAGCAAAGUAGCACACCAGUUUUUAACCCACAAGACUCCAUCAUGGCAUUUGUACCAAAUAUAAGUAGGCCCAUUUAUUUUAGACACAAAGCUUUAUUUUUCCACAUCUUGCCAAAAAAAAAAAAAAAUGCAAAUAGUUGCAACUUUGAGGCCAAUCAUUUUCGGGCUUAUGUUUUAAGCACAGAAAGUCUCAAAUUCUCAAGGGUUCUUUCAAAUGAUGAGUUUUUGUGCAACCUGAUUAGUGACUUCUCUGUUUAUUUUUUCCAUAUAGAGCACUAUGUAAAUUUAGCAUACUACAGGAUAUAUCAAACAGUAUGUAAAAUUCUGUUUUUUAGUACAAUGGUGCUAUUUUGUAGUUUGUUAUAUGAAAGAGUCUGGUCAAAACGGUAAAAGGUGAAAGCAAAACAAAAGAGGAAGCCUGGAGCCAAAGAUGACACAGAGGGGAAGGUACUGAGAAUCCAUCCACUUGGGAAAGAAGGCUACGUUCCCCCAUGAUGCCUUUCAAGAGAAACUUAAGACAUGACGAUGUCUACAGGUGCAAAUUUGGUGAGUCCAGAGGAGUAGAAAAGGGGAAGGCUAGGAAUCUUCACAGUCCUGGUUUCUUUCUCUUGCUGAGGAAACAAACAUCUGCCAGCCUGGCCGUGGACUCACUACUGUGUGAUCUUGGGCAAGUCACUUCACCUCUCUGUGCCUCAGUUUCCUCAUCUGCAAAAUGGAGGCAAUAUGCCAUCUACCUACCUCAAAGGGGUGGUAUGAGGAUUAAAAAGAUGAAGUCUAGCUUUUUAUCCUGGGUUGCUAUGAGAGUUCAAGGUCAGAGCCCUUGAGUUGCUGAGAUGCAAAGGAGUUCUAUAAACACACCCUCCACAGCACAGCUACAGAACUGAUCAGUCAAAUGGCCCUGGCAUGCUAAUUCUUGUCAGAGCAGAUGCCCAACCAACUACCCAACUAACCCGCUGGUAAGAGUUAACAGGUCAACUCUCUUUUAAAACACUUUUGAAAGUAAGUCAGAAACAUUUGAUGUACAAUUUGAUUUUGAAUUCUGCCUUCAGAUUCAUGAAUACAAAGUAAAAAGAGAGAAAAGGCAGGAAUAAAGGAGGGGGAAAAAAGAUUUCUACACACAAGAGUGAUUAAAUUACACCAUUUGUUAGCACUGACCAACUCUUCCUGGCAGUUACUAGGAAUCUUGUAAUACUUCUUUUAAUAUUAUAAAUGAUAAUCUAUUCCUUUGAAAACACCUAUUCCUUCUGUAAGGUUAUCUUAAAAAAAAAAGUUCUAACUUUUAAAAUGCUGAAAUAAUAUCUAAUAAAAAGUCACAAAAUUACCUUCUUAAAUGAAUUUUACUCUUAUCUGGGCUGUAUAUACAUAAACAUAUUAUUUUUUUAAUUUUUUGUUAAAAUACACUUGACUAGAGUUGCUAGUUGAGCGGCAAAAUUUUCCCUCAUGUCCACUUGGGAGAGUGGUGUCUUGCCCUCUGCGGAUGAAGGGUCGUCUUACCCGUUCAAAUGACAAUUGAUAUCAAGAGCAGCCAGUGGUGAGAUGGGCUCAUGGUGGCCCUAAAAAUGCUUCCUGUCUCCAAAUCAAGAUUUUAUUAGAACAAUGAGUCACCCACCAUUCAGAUGAUUUUAUCUGCCUUCGCACCCCAGGCUUGAUUAUUUUAUACAAAUUUUAUCUCUUUCAUUCUUGGAAAGUGUAUAGGAAACAAAAGAAAAGCAAAAAUGACACCUUUAGCUUUCAUCCCACCGCCUCUCUUUAAGAUUCAGAGACCAGGGGGUUGGGGAAGAGCAACUUCCUGGAUCUACAAACACAGACAAAAGGAAGAUCUCAUUUAGUGGGGUACCCCUGCUCAGUCAUUAGGCAUUCUAUGUACAACAUUGAAUUGGGCCCCUUCAGCAUGCUCAAUGCUGUUCUAAUCCCUGUCUCCCAAAGGGGUUCUGUUGAAAGGAGAUAUUGGACCCCUCUGAUUUUUAUUUCUUUCUCCUGGUGAGUAUCUUUUAAAGUCACUGACUCCUUGCCACACUUUACAUGCAAUCUUCUACAGAUGCAGGAGUUCCAGAUGUUGUUGGAUAUGGUAACUCUAAGAGUGUCUAUGGCUUAUUUCAUUUACUUAAAAAUUCUACUCAUAGCCAAAAUGCCCCAGUAAGGAAAACUUCCAUAUGCAAAAUCACAUUGUCUUUCUUAACUUUUUCCAACACAUGAUCCCCAACUGGAUCAAUCAUAAAUCAACUAAUUAAAAAUUAACAAAUUAUACGAACCAACUAUCUUCUUUUCAAGUACAUUGAAACAAGAAAGCAAAUUGAUAUGCAUUCCAAAAUUCAGCUGACUCUUAUAGCAAAAUGAGCAGGAUUGACAAAAUGAUGCCUACAGCAAAAUGACCCAGGAUUGACAGCCAGGAGCAUCUGUAAGCUCACAACUUGAAACCUUAUAAGUUUUGCUUUAGAGUUUUAAAAUGAGGGUAUUUCAAAAUGUUUGUAAAAGAAGUGUAAAUAUUGGUAAGAAAGAGAUUUCAGCUCAUCAGCUUAUUUCCACCUGAACUGACAAUAUGGAAUAAUUCCCCAACUAAUAUCCUAAUAUUAUUUGAACAAUUUAAAAUGAGGGGACUUCACUGAAGGAGUGGAGUCCUAAUGCAUCUUUCUACCAGAAACAGCUCCUCUGGAUAUAAAGAAAACUCUCCCCAAACCCACCCUACACACACACAUACACACACACACACACACACACACACACACACACAGAGUCAAAUUCACACUCUUCUGAGAGUCCACCAGAAACUGAGAAAAAAAAUCACUUCUUUGAAAAAUCUUAUUAAAGAAAUAAAAAGCCUGGCCUCCCUUGAGAAUUCUUCCCCUCCGUAGAAUGUCAAUAUUUGUGUAGAUAAAACUAACUCAUGCACUGUGGCUUCAGAGCUUCUAUAACUAGGUUUUGCACUUGGGAGAACGCUUAAAAUGGAAGAUGUAGCACAUUUUGCUUUCCCAUUUAUUGUUUGGCCAGCUAUGCCAAUGUGGUGCUAUUGUUUCUUUAAGAAAGUACUUGACUAAAAAAAAAAAAAGAAAAAAAGAAAAAAAGAAAGCAUAGACAUAUUUUUUUAAAGUAUGAAAACAACAAAUCUAUAGAUAGAUGGCUUAAUAAAAUAGCAUUAGGUCUAGCCACCACUACCUUUCAACAUUUUAUCACUCACCAGUAGCAUCCUGUCCACCAAAUUAUGAGUUGGGGGGUGCAGGGGCAGAAGAUGGAAAUUUUUUUAACGUUUGAAGGUUGCAUUAAUUUGUUGGCUCUCAAACUCAGCAAAAUUAGCAAUAUAUUAUCUGAUCUGUACACCUUGAUCAAGAGCACGGAACAGCAAUGGAAAAAAAAAAAAAACUCAUCAGCAAAUGGCAGAAGAAAAAGAUCAUUACAUUACUGAUUUUUUGUGCUCUCUGCCCUAAGACAGAUAUUCAGCAAAUGGAGAAAAAAAAAAACAAAAAGGAAAAAAAUACACAGAUUCACCUGCUAAAAACAGCUUCUGCCACACCCUCCUUGAGUAAUUCUUUGGCAUUUACUGGUUUAUACAGAUAGUCUCCCUUCAUCUAAACAUCUCAAAGAGCAGAAGCUCUCAUAAAAAGCAAUCACUGAUCUCACUGGUAAAUGCUGAAAAGUAUUUCCUUAUGAGAUGGGGGUUAUCUACUGAUAAGGAAAGAGAAGAAUUUAUGAGAAAUUGUUGAAAGAGAUGGCUAACAAUCUGUGAAGAUAUUUUUGUUUUGUUCUUUGUUUUUUUUUUCCGUUUUUUACUUUAUACAGUCUUUAUGAAUAUCUUAAUGUUCAAAAAUGACUUGGUUCUUUCUUCUUUUUAUAUUGGAAUGAGGGAUGAUAAGUUAAAUCCACAUAGACUCUUUAAAACUAUAGGCUAGAUAGAAAUGUAUGUUUGACUUGUUGAAGCUAUAAUCAGACUAUUUAAAAUGUUUUUGCUAUUUUUAAUCUUAAAAGAUUGUACUAAUUUAUUAGAAACAGAUCCUGUUUGACUCUUGUGAUAAGAAAGAGAAUUCCCACUCAAAUCACCUGGACUUCCCCAUCAGGAUGUUUUCAAAAGACAAAUUUGAUUUUUACAUCAUUAUGUCAUCAUUUAUCUCAAAAUUUUAAAAUAGAAGAAUUGUGAUUCUUUAUGCCUCACUCCUGCAAUAAUCAAAAAUCCAGAAUCUGAGGGGGCAAAAAAAAAAAAAAAGAGGAAAAUUUUGUUGAUUCUUUGUUUUGGAUUUAUUUGUUUGUUUUCAAUGCUAGUGUUUAAUCAUAUAGUACAUAUUUGCUUAUCGCUAUUUUAAUAUCCUAAAAGACCUUCCUGUUAGGUAUUAGAAACUGAUACAUAGAAUACUUUUUUGUGUGUGAUUUAUAUUUAAAAAAAAUAAAGGAGAUGAAAAGAUUGUCUGAAGCUUUAAGUGCGUAUGGUACAGGAUAAAGAUAUCAAUUUAAAUACCCCAGUGGUGUCUGGAGUGAAAGAUUUUUUUUUUUUUUUUAAGGAAACCUCUCAUAGAUAAUACAGAGGUCCAGGGGAUUUUUGAAAUUGUCUUUCUUCCUCCCAGUCUCUAUUCAUUUAGUAUCUGGCUCAAAAUUUUACAUAGGACUGACCAAGCUGAAGCUCUAGAUAUGAGACCACUGUAAGGGCCAUUCACAUGUUUUCUCUUAAUUUAUGAGUCCACAUGAUGUUAACAUGGUCCCACUUUCUCCCCAUUCUUCAGCUGUCAUUGAUAUGGCCUUUCAAGGAAAAGAAUUUUAAUUUGAAAAAGAACACAAAAGUCCAAAUGUUACUGCCCAACUGAAAUUUGAGUUAAGAUGAAGAUAGUUUCUUUUACUUAACCCCGCUGAGACCUGUCACCUUCAAAACAACCUUUCACAAUCCUUAGAAUCUGUUUUUUUAUUAAUUGCCCAGGCUACUCUAUCCUAAAAUUAAAUAUUAUUCAUUCUCUUUUACCCAAAAUGCUCUGAUGUUAAAGUAGGAAAUUCUAAAAUCCCUCCCAAGACACCCACUUACCCUUCUCACCCACCCAUAGCAAAGUCACUUCUGUUAAUCCCUUAAUCUGAUUCUGUUUGGAUAUUUAUCUUGUACCUGCUGCUAAACACACUGCAAGAGGGAUUCUCAGACCUCAAGCCAGUCAUCUACUCACAUCUCUUAUCAUGUCUGUAUAUUAUUACAAUGUCUAUUCAUAAUAUCAAAAAACUUUCCAACAUCAUGCAGCUUGUAUUCAGUUUACAUAAAGGUCCCAAAGACUCUGUCUGAUGUCUCUUUGCUAAGAGUUAAUGAACUACAAGAAGUGGGAUUACAUCAUGUGUUUUGCUCUAUAUGUUUUCGUCGCACUUACAGGCCAAGUGUGACAAAGGAACUUACAGACACUGAAUUAAUUUUCCCUACCACUUUGAAAUCAGAAAAUAAUGAUUGGCCAUUCAUUAUGUCUUAGUUCAGAAGCAUAAUUUUUAUUAAAUUAACUCUGAUUGUAUUUGAAAUUAUUAUUCAAUCCAUUUAUGGCAGAGAAAUAUCAAUCCUAAUGACUUCUAAAAAUGUAACUAACUGAAUCAUUAUCUUACAUUUACUGUUUAAUAAGCAUAUUUUGAAAAUGUAUGGUUAAAGCAUCAUAA